Hemibagrus wyckioides is the source of this 2035-nucleotide messenger RNA. It is a transcript of the gene syt8, whose product is annotated as synaptotagmin VIII. Gene Ontology annotation, biological process: regulation of calcium ion-dependent exocytosis; synaptic vesicle endocytosis; regulation of dopamine secretion. The coding region runs from base 295 to 1638 and encodes 447 amino acids. The transcript has 9 exons. NCBI's taxonomy places the organism in Eukaryota, Metazoa, Chordata, Actinopteri, Siluriformes, Bagridae. The record is from RefSeq and is a predicted model, not a curated record. Gene Ontology annotation, cellular component: dense core granule; axon; synaptic vesicle membrane. Gene Ontology annotation, molecular function: syntaxin binding; phosphatidylserine binding; calcium ion binding.
CUAGUGUCUUCAUUAGCACUUCCUCUUAGAUCUGGUGUUUUUUCUUAUUCGCCACCUUAUCUGAAUUUUCUUGAAAGGUUCCACCUCAUACAGCUCAGUCACAUUGUGUGAAGAUGAGGUGUGGCAAGUACGUCAGAAGUAAGAGUCUCCAUGGCUUGGUCAGUUUUCAUCACUUUCUUUAGAAUGCUGUUAAUGCCAAAGUACACGAAUGGAAUAAAAUGGAGGAAUAGGGAAAUAUAUGCCUAAUUGAAACAGAAUAAGUGAGCUUUUAAACAUUGUUUUGCCGCCUGAGCUAUGGAUGAUUUUGUGAGUAGGAGCAAUGCAUCUUCACUCAACACAACUUCAGUUUCACUCAACACAACUUCAUCUUUAAUCAACAUAACUUCAUUAUCAGCCUCUGUAUCUUCAACGUCAGUCCCUGCACCUCUAACCUCAGUCACUUCACCUCCAACAUCUGGAUUCCCAACAUCAGUCAAUGUCACUACACUGAUCACCAACUCCACCACAGCCUUCCCCGGGUUUCUACCCUCUCUGUUGGACAAGAUCCCGCUGCCAAGAUGGGCAAUCUAUGCAAUAAUUGCCCUGAUCCUCCUGGUGCUUCUAAUCUGUGUGCUGUGCUGCUGCAUAAAAUGCUGCUGCAAAGGGAAGAAGAAGAAAAAGAAGCAGAAUCAGAUGAGCCUGAAAGGACUGAAUGGUACCAGUACAACAGCGCUGGUGCAGCCUGAAGCGACGGAUGUAGAGUACGGAUCACUUAACCAGCCACGGGGGAAGCUGCUGUAUUCCCUGGAGUACAAUGCAGCCCGCUCAGAGAUGUCGGUCGGAGUGAAAGAAGCUGCAGAAUUAAUGGCUAUGGACUCUUCAGGAACAUCUGACCCUUAUGUAAAAGUAUACAUCCAUCCCAACAAGUCCAAAACCUUUGAGACUAAAGUGUUCAGAAAAACUCUGAACCCAGUGUUCAAUGAGCACUUUAAGUAUCAGAUUUCUCAGAAGGAUCUCAGCGAGUCUACGCUCGUGAUCCAGGUGUACGACUUCAACAGAUUCUCCAAACAUGAUGUGAUUGGUGAGCUGAGGCUAGAGCUCUCUGCUGUGGACUGGAACCAUGUGAUUGAGGAGUGGAGUGACCUGAAUGCACCAUCAAAAAAUGAGCAAGAACAUCUGGGUGAGAUUUGCUUCUCGCUGCGGUAUGUCCCCACUGCAAGUAAGCUCACUGUGGUGAUUCUGGAGGCCAAGAACUUAAAGCAAAUGGACACUGGAGGUUCAUCAGAUCCAUAUGUUAAAAUCCAGUUGGUUCUGGACAAGAAGAAGUGGAAGAAAAAGAAAACAUCAGUGAAGAAGCAAACGUUGAAUCCUUACUUCAAUGAAUCUUUUACAUUUGAUGUGUCAUUUGAUCAGAUUCAGAGAGUCCAGUUGGUGAUCUCUGUGUGGGAUCAUGAUAAAGUGAGCAGGAAUGAUGCCAUUGGGAAGAUCUUCCUGGGAUGUGAUGCUACAGGAAACCAACUGAGGCACUGGGCAGACAUGCUGUCAAACCCACGCAGACCCGUGGCACAGUGGCAUACACUGCUCUCAGCCGAGCAGGUGGACUCGACUCUGGCCCUGAAACACACACUGAGAAUUCCAUUCACCAACAAGACUUUUUAAAAGUGUCACCACUUCAUUUUGCAAACAACUUUUGUGCCAUACGUUUUACCAACAUUUAUCCAGUAGAAACAUCAAAAUGUGGAUGUUUAGCACUUUGAAAACUAAGCAAAAUGACUUCAUCAGUCUGUCUUAAACUGAUACACUGUCUAAAAAAACAUAUUUGCACAUGUGUACACACAUUCCUGAUAAUACAACACAGUAUAUUUUCAAGAGCUCAGAUUUUACUUGUCACAUACACAGUUAUAUAAAGAACAUAACUUGAAGUGAAAGAAAAUCCCAGCCUACUCCUCCUUGGACUGCGCAUAUGAAUAAACUACAUUUAAGAACUGUACAUAACUACAUAUAAAGUUUCUUUUUAACAUAAACACUAUUUACAUCCACAAACUUUUCUAUGACU